Molecule: messenger RNA, 1182 nt
Organism: Nicotiana attenuata
Lineage: Eukaryota; Viridiplantae; Streptophyta; Magnoliopsida; Solanales; Solanaceae
Exons: 3
Coding region: 1-1182 (393 amino acids)
Source: RefSeq, a predicted model, not a curated record
AUGGAGGAGAUAGGUUUUCCUGACAGAUUUAUCAAAUGGAUAAUGGAAUGCGUCAAGACAGUAAACUACACUGUCCUUGUGAAUGGAGAAACUACUGAGCAUUUCAAUGCUACUAAAGGUCUUCGACAAGGAGAUCAUAUUUUUCUCUUUCUAUUUGCAAAUGUGAUGGAGUACUUGAGUAGAUCCCUCAAUGAACUUAAGAAGGAGCCUACAUUUCAAUACCACCCCAGAUGCAGGAAAUUAGACAUAACUCAUAUGAGUUUUUCUGAUGAUCUAUUGCUGUUUGCCAAGGGUAACCUAUCCUCAGUGACUACAUUAUACAAAUACUUCUCUCAGUUCUCUGACGCAUCAGGUUUGAACAAGAUCAUAGCCAAGAUCUCCUCAUGGACUGCUAAAAAGCUAUCCUAUGAUGGUCGUGUGCAGCUGGUGCAAUCUGUUAUAUUUGGUAUCCAAGCCUACUGGGCUCAACUAUUCAUCUUACCUGCUAAGGUUUUGAAAAUGAUUGGCAUUCUGCAGAAGCUAUAUUUGCAACAACUCCAGCACAUGCCAAUCCCACAACAAGCUAGUUGGAUGGUGAGAAGAAUAAUUGGAUCAAGAGGUACCAUGUUGCAGGCUCAGAAUUCCAGUGAUCAUAAUACUAGUAGUAUCAGGCAAAUAUACUUACAGUUGCUAGGAGAAUUACCAAGAGUAAGCUGGAAAUGUCUAGUUUUUCAGAAUUCUGCUAGACCAAAAGCAGUAUUCACUAUGUGGCUGCUAUUGCACGGAAGGUUUCCUACUAAAGACAGACUAACUAACUGGGGAUUAAAUGUCACUCCUCACUGUGUUAUGUGCCAGGGUCAGAGUGAAACAAUGGAGCAUCUGUUAGUGCAAUGUUCAUAUGCAAUAGUGCUACUGAAGAAAAUUAUGAAAUGGGUUCAAGGAGGCCAAAUGAUUACAUCUUGUUGGGACCAACACCUUCAGUGGAUCAUCAAGCAAGGUAAAGGAAAGUCCAACAAGGCUAGCAUAUUCAGAAUGAUCUAUGCUGAAACCUCAUAUGCACUAUGGAUUGAAAGGAACACACGUACAUUUCAGCAAAGAUAUCGUGACAGUGCUGUUUGGGAAAGAGAAAUAGCAUAUAUUUGCAAUAUUAGAGUAGCGGCUCGAGCUAAGAGUCAUAUACAACAAUUUCUUAUAGAGGAGUAG